UACCAACACACGCACAAACCCCCCUCUGUCGACACCUAUUACUUCUACGGGGCCACGGAACUACUUCCACCGCCUCUCUCUCUUCCGAUUAUCUCAACCCUCCGAUCAUCACCGCCUCUCUCUCUAGAUUUCAGAUCGGCCGAAAAGUUGUGUUUUUUAAGUCCGGAUAAUUGAAUCAAUGGAGUCUUCUAAAGAGACAGGCUGCCAAGCUCCCGAAGGUCCCAUUCUCUGUGUAAACAACUGUGGUUUUUUCGGUAGUGCAGCGACCAUGAACAUGUGCUCCAAGUGCCACAAAGACAUGAUCUUGAAGCAGGAACAAGCAAAACUCGCAGCAACAUCCAUUGAAAACAUUGUGAAUGGUGGCUCUGGGAGUACUAACAAGGAGCCUGCAGUUGCUGAUGCUAUUAACUUGCAAGCUCAGUCGGAGAUUGCUCCGGCAUUACCGGCAUGUGAUUCAUCAUCCUCAAAGCAGGCUUCAGAGGUGAAAGUUAAAGUGGGCCCCAAUAGGUGCAGCACUUGCCGCAAGCGUGUGGGUUUGACAGGUUUCAGUUGCAGGUGUGGAAACUUGUACUGUGCAGAACAUCGCUAUUCUGACAAACAUGAGUGCUCGUUUGAUUAUCAGACUGCUGCAAAGGAUGCUAUCUCCAAAGCAAACCCAGUGAUCAAGGCUGAGAAGCUCGACAAGAUCUAGGAGCCAUGGAUUCCUCCAGAUUUCAGUAAUGAAAUAUGAUCUGAUUGUUCAAUAUCGAUGCUGUUUCCUUUUCGUAUAAGUUGGCCUAUUUCUCUUGCUAGGUGGUGCUAGUGAAAUGAUUAGUAAGAUAGCAUGAGAGAUGGGGACACCUAUGCCGUAAAAUGAACAAAUAGCAUGCAGGCGUUCUCUGGGAUAGGAUUUAGUUUUGUUUGCUUCAGUGUGUUUUUAUUUCCCGUGGCUUGAUGGAUAUCUAUGGUUGAACCAUACUGUGAAGUGUGUCUUAAAUUAUGAUAUUCUAGCAUGACGUUGGUAUUAUCCAUAACGAUAUGUGUGUUUGCCUGCAGUUGGAAUGGGACAUGUUUUACCUUGCUAUAUACCUUCUCUGUUGAAUUA
Molecule: messenger RNA, 1084 nt
Organism: Daucus carota subsp. sativus
Lineage: Eukaryota; Viridiplantae; Streptophyta; Magnoliopsida; Apiales; Apiaceae
Product: zinc finger A20 and AN1 domain-containing stress-associated protein 8-like
Exons: 3
Coding region: 179-691 (170 amino acids)
Molecular function (GO): DNA binding; zinc ion binding
Source: RefSeq, a predicted model, not a curated record